Messenger RNA from Eruca vesicaria subsp. sativa (arugula), 426 nucleotides. Lineage: Eukaryota; Viridiplantae; Streptophyta; Magnoliopsida; Brassicales; Brassicaceae. The record is from the annotation of a GenBank genome assembly.
AUGGAGAAGAUAAGGUGUAAAGAUAAGAGUAAUCACACAAUGGGAAGCCAAGAAGAGGCAAGAAUGGGUAGAGUGGUUGCAUUGGAGAGAGAUGUUCAAGGAGGAAUCAGAGCUGAAGAUAAGGAGUUUGUGGAGUCGAUAGAGUUGCUUAUGAUGCAGAUGCUUAAACUAGAUGAGAUUGAAGCCGAGGGAGAACUCAAAGUGCAGAGGAAAAGAGAGAUGGUUUCUCUGAGUCUCUCCUUACAAGGUCUUUCGUGUCCAGAGCCUUAUGGGCGCACGAUGGACGUACUGAGGUUGAGAAACACCUACAUGAACCGCAGUGCAAACUCGCAGGAUUUGCUUUUGCCAAGGUCCACAAGUCUGUGCUUUUCUUUAGCUCCAAAGACUUCAACAAUCAUACCACAGGACUGGGAACUGUUUGAUUGA